AUGGAUGUAUUUGUCUGCACCGUUAUACUAGCUUUACUGCAAGCCAAUCUAGGAGUUCAUUCAUUGUCGGGUACACAGAAUGCUCAAAGCACGCAGUCGGCGGUUGCUCAAGUGCCCCUACAAUCAACAUCAGUUUCUAAUCCAGCUAUGGAAGGCAUAAAGGGAGCUUCAACACAAGGAGGAAACAAAGAAGGACACAAAGUUAAAUCAGUCAGUGUAGCAGUGCAAACACCCCCUAAAUUUUACAAACCGAAAACUCUAGAUCACAUAACACUGGCGUUUUAUAAAACAGUAGUCAAAAUUAUGGAACGAUUAUCAGUAGCCUUCGAGAAAAUAUCCAACGAUGUGGAGAAAUUGAAGGAAAAACUCAAACCUCAUAGACACUGA
This is a messenger RNA of Trichobilharzia szidati, 387 nucleotides long. The record is from the annotation of a GenBank genome assembly. Lineage: Eukaryota; Metazoa; Platyhelminthes; Trematoda; Strigeidida; Schistosomatidae.